UCUCCUAAGAACAUUCUUAUGAUAAAGUUUUCUACGGGAGAACCGACAACAUGCAUCACUUAAAUAACUACCGCAUAAGGUGGAUUGGACUUUGGCUGCAAGUUACGUUAACUUUGAGUGGGUUAUCCGCACUUAUAAACCAAGACUCAUGGCCAACAAUUACCUGUCAAAUAAGGAAAAACAGCAGAGAGGCAGAUGAAACACAAAUGAAACCCAUGCUUUACAGUUCAAGAAGGAACACCACUAACUUGCGAUGUUAUUGGAGUUCCCAAUAUGUUUAUAAAGCUGCAGUGACUGUGGAAGUCAAUUUAUUUGAUUCGGUAAAACUUGAAGUAGUGCAUAAUACAAGUGAAUCUGUGUCUUCCGUCUGGAAGCUGAGAAAUAAUAAUUCACAAUCCCAUGUGAAACGUACCACAGAGGAUAGAGGAAUUAGUUUUCUAGAUCUAACGACGGUUACGGAAAAGCACGCUGGAGAAUAUGAACUCUCAAUCAGUAAUGGAAAAAACAACUACUCCAUACAAUUUGCCGUGAAAAUAAAAAGUAAACCAAGAAAGCCCUAUUUUAAAGAAUAUAGAAAAAAUGUGAGCUGUAUGUCUGAAAGCUAUCCUGCACCUUCAGUUGUUUGGAAAUUCUGCGAAAAACCUGAUGAUAUAAGGUGUGUAGAAACCAAUGGCAAAAUUACUAACAGCAGCACAGACAGUUACGGAGUAAAAAGGGUCACGAACAGUAUUGAAGCUCGCUAUCUUCUAGGCGAACAUACCUGGUGUUGUGCCAGUAACAGUGUCGGCGAGGAAUGCACUGAGGUUUACACUAUAGAUCUUGGAUCAAACAAACAUGCGCCUGAAAUAUUACUGAAAAUUGGAGAGCCUAUUGUCAUGCGAUGUCGAGCUGUUUAUGAUACGUAUAAGUUUCAAGUGAUGUGGGAAUUUAAAAAUGAAGUACAAUGCUUUGAGGAAAACAUGCAUAUUGGUCAUAAUUCUACGGUUAGAGUAUCAUUCAUGUCUUCUCAGUCGGUGAGAAGUGAGGAAAGUGGAACAUACACGUGUGUCUCAACAUUUUCCCGCAAUUCUGCAAUAGUUACAGUCCUAGAUAAUGGAUUUAUUGAUAUGAACACAUCACAAGAAAAAUAUGACGUUAACAUAAACAAUGAACAAUUUUGUUUGGUUGCAUCAUUUGAAGCGUGGCCUGCAGUGCGUUGCGCAUGGAGUCAUGGCUUGCAUGUCUUUCCAUGUAACCUCACGACUGGAAAUGGCGUAAGCAUAUCUAAAUAUUGUGAUCACAAACACAUACCGGGAAACUAUACAUUCUACAUAGAAAAUGACGAAAUGCGCCUAAACAAAACCUUUACGUUGAAUAUUCUGCAAAAGCCUGAGGUUUAUGCAACGGUGAUGGGAGAUGAUAUCACUUGUGUUGCCUACGGUUACCCUGUUCCAAUUUGGAUCUGGAAAAGAGCUACUGAUAGCGAUCUCAAUUGCACAGAACAUAUCUUACAUGGAAUAACAUAUGGGCCAAUAAUAAGAACAUCUCACUUAUGGGAAGUCAGAAGCAGUCUGGACACUAAGAAUCAUACCCAGUCAUUACAUAUCUGCUGCUGUGCCAACAACUCUGCUGGGAUAUCUUGUGAAACUACAUAUUUCAAAAGUCUUGAGGUGAAAUCUUUCCAAAUGGAUGAAAAUAAGUUUAUUUUGCCUCUAUCAGUUGGCAGUUUUCUUGUCAUUUUCAUCAUCGUGGUUUUCAAGAAGUGCCAAAAGCAACACAAGUAUGAAAGAAAGCUACAAAUGAUACAAUUUGUUGGACCUUCCGAUAAUGAAUACAUUUACAUUGAUUUCAGUGUGUUGGAAUAUGAUUUAAAAUGGGAGUUUCCAAGAGAAAAUCUGGAGUUUGGAGAUGUUAUUGGAUCUGGAGCCUUUGGAAAAGUGGUCACUGCUACAGCGUAUGGCAUCACCAAACCAGGUGUCUCCCUUCAGGUGGCUGUAAAAAUGCUGAAAGAAAGCUAUGAUGUGUCAGAAAAAGAGGCCCUUCUGUCAGAACUGAAGAUGAUGACUCAGAUUGGACACCACAAAAAUAUUGUGAAUUUACUUGGGGCAUGCACUGUCUCAGGACCUAUUUACUUAAUCUUCGAAUACUGCUGCCAUGGCGAUCUUCUCAACUAUCUGAAGACCAACAGAGAAACAUUUCACAAAACAUGGUCAGAUGUUUUCAAGGACAAUAACUUCACAUUUUAUCAUAAUUUCAACCAGGAUGAUACAUUGAGUGGAGGAAAAGGACAUUUCGUAAGAAACGGCUCCUAUGUGUCAAAAAGCAGUGCACCAGACUCCGUAAAAUACCAACAAACUUGGGAAGUUGAGCUGUCUACAGGAAACAAUCACAUGACACAAAAUGAUGAUGAAUUUAAAUAUGGAAACUCAGAAUGGUUUGAAGAUGACGAAUUGAAUGUUCUUACGUUCGAGGAUCUCCUCCAUUUUUCAUAUCAAGUUGCAAAAGGAAUGGAAUUUCUUGAAUCAAAAAUGUGUAUUCACAGAGACCUGGCCGCCAGGAAUAUUCUCGUAACGAAUGGAAAAUUGGCAAAAAUAUGUGACUUUGGACUCGCUCGAGAUGUGAUGAAUGACCCAAACUAUGUGGUCAAGGGAAAUGCUCGGUUACCUGUAAAAUGGAUGGCUCCAGAAAGCAUAUUUGAAGGAAUAUACACCAUUAAAAGCGAUGUGUGGUCCUACGGCAUAUUACUGUGGGAGAUAUUUUCUCUUGGCAUCAACCCAUAUCCAGGUAUCCCAGUAAAUGCCAACUUUUACAAGCUCUUGCAGAGUGGAUUUAAAAUGGACCAACCCUUCUACUGCACCGAUGAAAUAUAUUUCCUGAUGCAAUCCUGCUGGGCUUUUGAUUCUAAGAAAAGACCAUUUUUCCCACAGCUUGUUUCCUUUCUAGGAUAUCAGAUCUCGAAUACAGAAGCCAUGGUUUAUCAAAAUCUGGAUAAAAGCAGAGAAAGCAUUAUUCAGAAGAGAAACAGCUCAAACAAAGUCACCUCCGGUGUUUCAGAAGAAGGCUCAACUCUUAUUUAGCGAGGAACGCGGAACCUGCUUUUGUGAUUUUAAUUAUGUAAUUAUGUCUGAGAUUCCUUGUUCCUGGUUAGAUGAACUGACAGAUGCUGGUUCUUCGUUAUUAUUUUACAGUUGAAAAUAGAAUUGACCAUGUAUGGAUUAUCCAUGGUUAUUGUCUGGCUCAGCUUUUAGCAUAUAUAUUGUCAAUAUUGAAACAUUGUAGUGCCAGAUGUUUGUGCAACUCAUUGCUAUUCCUCAAGUGUGUCACAUGCUUGACACCCACAUUAUUAAAGGGACACACUAGACACCAUAACCAGGUUCAUUUAAGUUU
Pelobates fuscus (common spadefoot toad) is the source of this 3366-nucleotide messenger RNA. It is a transcript of the gene FLT3, whose product is annotated as fms related receptor tyrosine kinase 3. Gene Ontology annotation, molecular function: ATP binding; transmembrane receptor protein tyrosine kinase activity; growth factor binding. NCBI's taxonomy places the organism in Eukaryota, Metazoa, Chordata, Amphibia, Anura, Pelobatidae. The transcript is spliced from 24 exons. Gene Ontology annotation, cellular component: plasma membrane; signaling receptor complex. Bases 51 to 3056 code for a protein of 1001 amino acids. The record is from RefSeq and is a predicted model, not a curated record. Gene Ontology annotation, biological process: cell surface receptor protein tyrosine kinase signaling pathway; protein phosphorylation; positive regulation of kinase activity.